AUGACGGCGGUUGGCCGAACUUCUAUAAGAUGAAGAGGCCUGUAUGAUCGACAAUUUGUCUAUUCCUCCUCAAGUUUCAAUACAGAUCUGGGGCUUCACUUGACACGUAUCAUGGCCUCCACAGUAGAUCAUGCUCCCGAGAAGAAGGAUAUCGCCGGCGCAAACUAUGUCGAACGCGUUGAAACUCACGACAAUGACCUUGCCCUGGCAAAGGUAGAGGCUGAUGCGAAGCUUGAUGCGUUCGGUGCUCGCAGCAAGACAAACCCCGCGGAAAUCGCCUUGGUGAAGAAGCUCGAUCGAACCAUCCUCCCCAUGCUCUGGAUCAUGUACUUCUUCAACUUCCUCGAUCGCAAUGCGCUUGUCAACGCCAAGCUCAACUCACUGGAUGCGGACUUGGGCCUCAAGGGCACCCAGUACAACACGCUGAUUUCAAUCCUGUUUGUUGGAUACAUCGCGGGACAGAUUCCAUCGAACAUGAUUCUCAACCGAGUUCGCCCAUCAUGGUACCUAGGUGGUUUCUGCAUGGCCUGGUCAAUCGUGUGUCUGGCGACUUUCAAGGCAACGAAUUUCGGAACCAUGCUUGCCUGCCGCUUCUUCCUUGGAGUAACUGAGGCUCCUUUCUACCCUGGUGCUCUCUUUUUGCUGUCGCUCUUUUACACCAAGAAGGAGAUCGCUACCCGCAUGGCCAUCUUCUACACCGGUAACAUGAUCGCUUCUAGCUUCGCUGGCCUGAUCGCUGCCGGUGUCUUCGCUGGACUUGACGGAACUCACGGCCUCGCUGGAUGGCGCUGGCUCUUCCUCAUUCAGGGCGCUCUUUCAAUCGGCGUGGCAUGUGUCUCAUUCUUCCUCCUUCCCGAUCACCCCCUCCAGACUCGCUGGCUGAGCGAAGCCGAACGCCAGCUCGCCCACAACCGCAUUGCCGCCGACACCACGCAGCGCGAGGAAGCCACCAGCGUCUGGGUUGGUCUGCGCCAAGCGCUCGCCGACUGGCGCACCUGGGUCUUCUGCCUCAUGUACAACACUCAUAUUUCGUCCGUCAGCUUCCAGAGCUUCCUGCCCACCGUCGUGCGCACCCUCGGCUACAACACCACCACCACGCUCGCGCUCACGUGCCCGCCUUACCUCCUCGCUGCCGCCAUGGCCAUCGCUAUGAGUUACACAUCUGGUCGCUACAACGAGCGCACCUGGCACAUCACCGUGUGCAAGUGCAUCAUCAUCGUCGGCUUCAUCAUUCCUGCCGUGACGACCAACAUCGCCGCACGCUUCGUCGCCAUCUUCAUCUUCGUCACGUUCUCCUUCGGCAUCAACAACAUCAUGCUCGGCUGGACCAGUGUGACGCUCGGCCAGACGCCCGAGAAGAAGGCGGUUGCGCUCGCGCUGUGCAACUCGCUCGGUAACAUGAGCAGUAUCUACACUCCGUACUUGUGGCCCAGCACGGACAACCCGCGCUUCUUGAAGGCGUGGAUGGCCAGCAUUUCGUUCUCGGCGGUUGCGGUGCUGUCAGUGUGGAUUAUGCGAAUCAGUUUGCAGCACAAGAACAAGAAGAUGAGGCAGUCGAACCCGGAGACGUUGGUGUUCUACGUUUAUUAGACGAUCUCGUGGGCGAGACGCACAAGAGGUAGUACUCUUAGCCUGGACACGUCUAGAUUUCAUGCACAGCAAAUUCGAUUUUACAUGCUCUUCCAGUUGGCUCCAGCUAAGGAACGUGAUGUUCAACGUCGACUUUUUGUCCUUGUCCUCAUCCUUCGGGAUCGAAAUGUUAUCCUAGCCCUCUGGGCCCUCUGAAGUCCCAGGUGAGUAUUCCAGCCUCUGAGUUCUAAAAACCCCUAAGUCUCCAUAGUCGGCUCCAGUGUCAGACAAUUCACUCUUAUCAAUAGAACUAGACAAAGAGCGCUGCCUUCUGCAAGUCAGUUGAGAGGGUGCAAAGGUUUCGUGUGACUGACCUGAACUUGCCUGCACUCAAUCGUGCUUUGGGGUCAAUCUGCAGCAUUUGUUCCAAAGCCUUUAAGGAC
This is a messenger RNA of Boeremia exigua, 2012 nucleotides long. Its product is annotated as MFS transporter-like protein. Gene Ontology annotation, cellular component: membrane. The coding region runs from base 112 to 1590 and encodes 492 amino acids. NCBI's taxonomy places the organism in Eukaryota, Fungi, Ascomycota, Dothideomycetes, Pleosporales, Didymellaceae. Gene Ontology annotation, biological process: transmembrane transport. The record is from RefSeq and is a predicted model, not a curated record. Gene Ontology annotation, molecular function: transmembrane transporter activity. The transcript is spliced from 5 exons.